This is a messenger RNA of Sciurus carolinensis (gray squirrel), 6061 nucleotides long. It is a transcript of the gene Cep135, whose product is annotated as centrosomal protein 135. Lineage: Eukaryota; Metazoa; Chordata; Mammalia; Rodentia; Sciuridae. The record is from RefSeq and is a predicted model, not a curated record. Bases 402 to 3830 code for a protein of 1142 amino acids. The transcript is spliced from 27 exons.
CAUCGACACCGGGCGCGCGCUCCGCGCACGGCUCGCCGCUCCAGUUACCUGGGCAACCGCGGCGCUUCCUCCGUGCGGGCCUCGACAGUCUCUCCGCGCCAUUUUCAAACUGCUCUAACGCCGGAGCCGGUGGCCCGAGCGGAAGGAGCCAGCGAGGGAGGCGAGUGCAGAGGGCGAUGCGGCCGCAGGCGGAGGAUGCGGCGCCCGGAGCUGCGGGAUCUUUAUUGUUUUAGUUUUGAUAUUUAGGUUUAUGAAGAGAUUCACAGUUUAAUGCAGCUACAUGGAUGGAGAUCAUGUGUUGAAUUUAAGUCAAUCUGAAUGUUUCAGAAGACCACCUAUCUGAAGAGAAACAAAAAAACUUUAACUUCUAGAAGUGAAUAAAACUGGUUUUGGAAGACAAGAUGACUACAGCUGCAGAAAGAAAGUAUAUUAAUAUUAGAAAAAGAUUGGAUCAGUUGGGAUACCGCCAGACUUUGACAGUGGAAUGUUUGCCUUUGGUGGAAAAACUUUUCAGUGACUUAGUUCAUACAACAGAGAGCCUUCGACAAUCAAAAUUAUCUACUGUGAAAGCUGAAAAGGAAAGUGCCAAUUUUGAUUUUGUUUUGGAACCCUAUAAACUUGAAAAUGCAAGAUUGAGUAGGGAAAACAAUGAAUUAUACCUGGAAUUAAUGAAACAGAAAGAGUACUCAGACCAACACAUUAAAGAGUUGAAAACGGCUUUAAAAAAGUGUGCACGUGAAACCGCUGAUCUGAAAUUUCUAAAUAACCAAUAUGUUCAUAAACUCAGACUUUUGGAGAAAGAAAGCAAAGCUAAGAAUGAAAAAAUUCAACAACUCCAAGAAAAGAAUUUGCAUGCUGUGGUACAAACUCCAGGUGGCAAGAAAAGAAGCAUUGCUUUCAGGCGCCAGCGUAUGCAAAUAGACGAACCAGUCCCUCCCUCUGAAGUUAGUUGUUAUCCAGUUCCACAGCCAGAUGACCCUUACAUUGCAGACCUCCUGCAAGUGGCUGAUAAUAGGAUUCAAGAGCUUCAGCAGGAAGUCCACCAACUACAAGAAAAGUUAGCAAUGAUGGAAAGUGGCAUAAAAGAUUACAGCAAGCAGAUUGAGCUAAGAGAACGAGAAAUAGAAAGACUGUCAGGUGCUUUGGAUGGUGGUCGCUCCCCUGAUAUCCUGUCUCUGGAGAAUAGAAAUAAAACCAAUGAAAAGCUUAUUACUCAUUUAAAUAUUCAGGUUGACUUUCUUCAGCAAGCUAAUAAAGAACUGGAGAAACAUAUUCAAGAACUUAUGGAAACCAAGGAAACAGUGACAACUGAAGUUGUUAAUUUAAGUAACAAAAAUGAAAAACUCUGCCAAGAAUUAACUGAAAUAGACCAGUUAGCACAGCAGUUGGAAAGACAUAAAGAAGAAGUACUUGAGACUGCUGAUAAAGAACUUGGAGAAGCAAAGAAAGAGAUUAAAAGAAACCUCUCUGAAAUGCGUAAUCUUGAAGAAACAAUGGCAAAACUUCAACUGGAAUUAAGUUUAUGCCAUAAAGAAAAGGAGAGACUGAAUGAUGAACUCCUUCUGAAAUCAGACCUAGAAACUGUUGUACAUCAGCUUGAACAAGAAAAGCAAAGACUUAGCAAAAAGUUGGAAGGUUUUGCAGCUAUAGAAAAAGAACUUACUUUGGAAGUUGAAAGGAUGAGGCUAGAACAUGGAAUAAAACGUCGAGACAGGUCACCUUCUCGUUUAGAUACAUUUCUGAAAGGUAUAGAAGAAGAACGAGACUAUUAUAAGAAAGAACUAGAAAAACUCCAACAUGUAAUACAGCGAAGAUCUUGCUCUACAAAUUAUUGCUCACGUGAAAAAAUUUCAAUAUUUAAAACACUAGAAAAGGGUGAUAAUUCAGAAAUUCAUCUGAUUACAAGAGAAAGAGAUGAACUUCAGCGUAUGCUAGAAAGAUUUGAAAAAUAUAUGGAAGAUAUACAAUCCAAUGUUAAAUUAUUGACAGCAGAAAGAGAUAAACUAAGUGUCUUAUAUAAUAAAGCUCAGGAAGAAUUAUCUGCACUAAAACAGGAAUCCACUCAAAGCACAGUGCCAAAUAAUCUCCUUAGUCUUAUGGAAAAGGAAAAAGAACUUGCAUUCUCUGACUUAAGAAGAAUUAUGGAAGAAAAGGAAGCUUUAAGAGAAAAGUUGAAAAAUGUCCAGGAAAUGAGUGUUUUUGGAAAAACAGAAUUAGAGAAAACUAUUGAACAUUUGACAUGUAUUAAUCAUCAGCUUGAAAGUGAAAAAUAUGAAUUACAAUCGAAAAUGUUACUAAUGAAAGAAACAAUAGAGUCAUUAGAGAACAAAUCAAAAUUUCAAGCUCAACAAAUUAGCCAAAUUAGCCAUGUGACUGGUGACUCAGCUCAUCAGAAAACAGAGAUGAACUCCCUUAGGAUAGUAAAUGAGCAGCUACAGCGGUCACUUGAUGACUAUCAGCACCGACUUUCCCUAAAAAGAGGUGAACUUGAAUCAGCCCAAGAACAAAUUAAAAUACUGGAGGGAAAAAUAAAUGAACUAAACCUUAAGAUGACUUCACAGGAUGAGGAGGCUCAUGUAAUGAAAAAGACCAUUGGUGUUAUUGAUAAAGAAAAGGACAUUCUUCAGGAGACUGUAGAUGAGAAGACAGAAAAGAUUGCAGACUUGCAAGAAAACCUAGACAAUAAAGAGAAAGCUAUUGCUCAGAUGAAGAUAACUAUCUCAGAGUGCGAAUUAUCCAUGAACCAGCUAAAGGAAGCAUUGACUAAUCGAGACCGGGAGAUAAACAGCCUCCGGCGCCAGCUUGAUGCAGUUCACAAAGAACUUGAUGAAGUAGGAAGAGCUAGAGAAAUAGCUUUUAAGGAAAACAGAAGAUUACAAGAUGAUUUGAGUACAAUGGCAAGAGAAAACCAAGCAAUCUCAUUGGAAUUGGAAGCAGCAAUACAAGAAAAAGAAGAAAUGAAGAGUAGAGUGCAUAAUUAUAUAACUGAGGUGUCACGAUGUGAGAGCUUAAUGGCUGCUAAGGAACAAGAAAAUCAAGAUUUGUUAGACAGAUUUCAGUUGCUUCAUAACCGUGCUGAAGACUGGGAAGUCAAAGCCCAUCAAGCGGAAGGAGAGAGCAGCUCAGUUCGACUGGAACUUCUCUCAAUUGACACAGAAAGAAGACACCUUCGAGAAAGAGUUGAGCUACUAGAAAAAGAAAUUCAGGAGCACGUAAAUGCACAUCAUGCUUAUGAAUCUCAGAUCUCAUCAAUGGCAAAAGCCAUGGCUAGAUUAGAAGACGAGCUGAGACAUCAAGAAAAUGAUAAAGCAGCAGUAUUAAAUGAUUUGUCUUCUGUUAGGGAACUUUGCAUUAAGCUUGAUUCAGGCAAAGAUGUUAUGACCCAGCAAUUGAAUUCUAAAAGCCUUGAGUUGGAAAGGGCUGUGGUAGAAUUAGAAAAUGUAAAGUCAGAAUCAGAACUGUUAAAAAAACAACUGUCAAGUGAGAGACACACGAUUAAAAAUCUUGAAUCAUUGUUGGCUACAAAUAGAGAUAAAGAAUUUCAUACUCAUUUAACCUCCCACGAGAAGGAUACAGAAAUUCAGCUACUUAAGGAGAAGUUAACCCUUUCAGAAAGCAAAGUAACUAGUCAAAGCCGGGAAAAUACCAUGCUUCGAGCUAAAGUGACACAAUUACAAACAGAUUAUGAUACUCUGAAAAGGCAGAUUUCAACUGAAAGAUAUGAACGAGAACGAGCAAUCCAAGAGAUGCGUCGACUUGGUCUUCCUACGCCACCCCUUAGUUCUACUCUGAAGUCUCCUUUACAGUCUCCUGAACAUAUAAAUGUAUAGUUAUUAGAAAGAAUAAUGGUUUUCCAUGAGUUUCUUUAUGGAUAUUUAAAAGAACACAAGAGUAAUGAAAUAUUUGAAGUACUUGUUCCUGAAAAUCAUGAACAUUGACACAAAUUCUACCUCUGGCAACUUUUAUUUAAAUCACUGAAUAUUUAUGUAAAAAGUUUGGUUGAAAAGAACUCUAUGUAUAUUUUCAUAUAUAUGACAGAACAAAAUAUGUAUUAAUAGUGCUUAACUGAUGUGAUAUGUAUAUUUUUAUUAUUCCUGACUUAAAUUACUCCUUAAAAUGUAUUUGUACUGUGAAUUAAUAUAAUGUAUUGUUCGCAUUAUGCUUUAAUAAUCUGUUUCUUAAUGAGCCAUGAUAUGUGUGUAAAUAUUUUACAGUACUUGUUUUUAAAGUGUUUUUAGUUUUCAUGCCUGUGUUUAUAACCAGUAUCUUAAUCUACUCACAAAGAAUUCUCAUUUUGAUGCUGUGCUGUCAUGCUUUUUCCUUCUGAAUGUAAAAUUAAUUAUUCAUAGAUUUGCUGUCUGUCAUCAAGGGGAAUGUAUUCAAGUCUAGUCUUAAUAUCAGAGGUCUUGAUAAAAUAAUUACCAUGUGUCAUUAAUUAUUGCCAACCAGAAGAACUGUGAUGGGAAAGAUACAUUUGUAUAUUGUGUAUAAUAUUAUAUUAUUUUGACAUGUGGACUCUUCACAUAAUAUAGAUUCUAUCAAAAUCAAGCUUAAAGCUAUAUUCAGAAUUUUAUAAAACAAUAGAGCAGAAAUUUGGAAUGCUUUUUCAGUAUAUAAAAUUCGUUCAUGUAUUAGCCUAAAAUUUGAGAAUAUGAAAGUAUAUAAAAGUAAAUACAUCAAAUAUUUUGUUAAAUUUCCAACAUAUACUCAAUGAGAUUAAUUUUUGGUUCUAAUCCUGUAUGUUGUAACUUACCAGUCUUCCAGAAUAGUAUGUAAACACUGACCCUGAGGCAUAGAAAUUGAAAAUAGCUUUUUACAUUUCAUUUUCAAGGUUGUAAUUUUAAGGAAUUUAGAUGUAUGCAUAUGUUAAUAAAAAAACAAAUACAAAAUAGCAUGUCAGAUACAAAAAUGAAUCGUGUUUAAACUGUACACAUCUGAAGAAAAUCCUGUUCUAGCAAAUUUCAUUAUGAUUGAAAAAGAACUUAAAAACUAACAAAAGGAAAGCGAAAGAGCAUUUACUUAUGAUGUAUUUUGUUUCCUUGCUGGUUUAAUGAAGUGAAGUUCACAUGUGUCCCUGGAGGUGGGCAGUGCUCUUUGUAACCUGUGUGCUGUGUGUGUUCAGGGCGUGCCCUUGGCAGUACUUCAGCGUGUGCCUGGUGUGGGGUGGCCUACUUUCACACCAUCUCUGUAAUUUUAUGUAUCUUAUCUCCUUUGAGUGCAUCCAUGUAUUAUAGCAAAAAGGGAAGUGGGACUAUUUGCAAUGUCAUAUGGAAGAUCUUUUAAUAAAUACAUAUAAAUAAAAUGAAAAACAUUGUCCCCACCUUUUCCCCCCAAAGCAAUAGCAAGACAUUAGAUACUUCAUUUUCAGUGUUUUCUAUAAUUUUAAUUGUAUAGCUUACUAUAAUUGUUUUCAUAACCAUGAUCUUACAAUUUAUCUUAGAAAUUAGUUUUAUCUUUAAAUACUGAAUGUUCUGACAUUUUACAGAUACUUUAAUUUUGUUUUAAAUAAUUUUAAAUUAUGGAGCUUGACAUAGAUUUGCCAAUAAACAUUCCAAUUUAUUUUUCUCUUAUAAGUAUUUGAAAUACUUUUAUAUUAGCAAUAUUCUUAAAUCUAAAAUUAAAUAAAAUUUAUUUAAAUCAAACUUUAUCAUAUUAGAAUAUCCCUGAACUAAGUGCCAAGUACCUUUUUUUCCUUUAACUGACUUUCAUUUAUUAUCCAGUUGAUUCAAAAAUAGAAGAAAUGAAGUCAAAGUUUCUGUUGAUAAUCUGUCAACAAAAUGCAUAAACGUGCACGUAUUGUGAGUAGAUACAUUUUUUCUCACUUGCAAAUGUUUUUGUUAAGAACAUUAGUUACCAUUAGACUAUGGUGCCUGCCCUCUACCUUACAGCAAUUCAUCAGACAUGUUAUUUUAUACUCCUCCCAAUUCUUAGUAUUUGAUAGUUUGUCUACCAUUAGUUUUAUCAUUGGUCUUUUUAUGUUAGUAUUGUCUUGGACCAAUGGUUAUUGACUAUACCCGUACAUUGUAGUUACCUAGAGAAUUUUAAUGAAAAGUGUCUGAAC